CUGGCCGGCGGUGGGAGGAACGCGGCGGCGGCGGCGGCGCGGCCCGUGGCGAAAGUGCAGCUGCGGAAGCGCAGCUAGGCGGGGAGCUGCAGAGGAGGAAGCUGGGGGAGGCGGCGGGAGCUGCAGGGCUUGCAGGGCCGGGAGGACGCCAUGGGCCGCCUGCACUGCACGCAGGACCCGGUCCCCGAGGCUGUGGGCGGAGACAUGCAGCAGCUGAACCAGCUGGGCGCACAGUUCUCAGCCCUGACAGAAGUGCUUUUUCACUUCCUCACUGAGCCAAAAGAGGUGGAAAGGUUUCUGGCUCAGCUCUCUGAGUUUGCCACCACCAAUCAGAUUAGCCUUGGCCCCCUCAGAAGCAUUGUGAAAAGCCUCCUUCUGGUUCCAAAUGGUGCCUUGAAGAAGAGUCUCACAGCCGAGCAGGUCCAGGCUGAUUUCAUAACUUUGGGUCUUAGUGAAGAGAAAGCCACUUACUUUUCUGAAAAGUGGAAGCAGAAUGCCCCUACCCUCGCUCGAUGGGCCAUAGGUCAGACGCUGAUGAUUAAUCAGCUCAUAGAUAUGGAGUGGAAAUUUGGAGUGACAUCGGGGAGCAGUGAACUGGAAAAAGUGGGAAGUAUUUUUUUACAAUUAAAGUUGGUGGUUAAGAAAGGAAAUCAAACUGAAAAUUUGUAUAUAGAAUUAACCUUGCCUCAGUUCUACAGUUUCCUGCACGAGAUGGAGCGAGUCAGAGCCAGCAUGGAGUGUUUGAGCUGAUGCCUGUUCCCCUGCACCUCCCCGCCUUCCCCCCUUCCCUGCCUCCUGCUCUUCAUUGGGCUGCUGUUCUGAGGGGCACCUCACUCACAAGUCAGUGGGGCACCUAUUUGGUCCUGCUGGCCUCUUGGGAGCCCAGGUGCAAAGGUUUCUGAAAAACAACAGGAUUAAGUAUUUAAAGCGCCCUACACGAUUACCUGUAAACUCUUUGUUAAGGGAACCUUCACCACCUAUCUCCCAGGACACUUGUUAGAUAUUCAAACAGACUAUUGCCCCUCAGAUUCAGGGAGGAAAUAAACUGAGUCACACACCUCCCCCUCCCCCCCAUCAAAGUUCCAGAUCACCCUCCCCCACAAAAAGCUAGGGCUUGUUUUUGGCUGGGGAAGAGGUGGACCCUAUGAUUGACGCACGUGGGGAGUCCCCAGUAAGAUUUCUAUACUCUGUGGUUGUGGCGGUGGUGCAUUGCUAAUCAGUUCUUAAUGGGGCAUCUAUGUAUAAAUACAUGCUUGGUCUACUCUGAAAAGAACUAGGCUAAACUCUUGUCUUUAUUUCCGGUGUUGCCCUGUUGCGUUGUAAUGAGGCGGGCCUUUGAGGCUGUUUUAGCUUGUUUUGAUUCAAGCUGACCGCCUCUGUUGGUUAAAUGAUGAAUAAAAAACGGUUCUGUAGAAAA
This is a messenger RNA of Hipposideros armiger (great roundleaf bat), 1417 nucleotides long. RefSeq names its product COMM domain containing 7 (gene COMMD7). The transcript is spliced from 9 exons. The record is from RefSeq and is a predicted model, not a curated record. Bases 151 to 750 code for a protein of 199 amino acids. NCBI's taxonomy places the organism in Eukaryota, Metazoa, Chordata, Mammalia, Chiroptera, Hipposideridae. Gene Ontology annotation, molecular function: NF-kappaB binding. Gene Ontology annotation, biological process: tumor necrosis factor-mediated signaling pathway; negative regulation of DNA-templated transcription.